Messenger RNA from Sycon ciliatum, 2392 nucleotides. Its product is annotated as tyrosinase-like. NCBI's taxonomy places the organism in Eukaryota, Metazoa, Porifera, Calcarea, Leucosolenida, Sycettidae. Bases 322 to 2106 code for a protein of 594 amino acids. The transcript is spliced from 2 exons. The record is from RefSeq and is a predicted model, not a curated record. Gene Ontology annotation, molecular function: oxidoreductase activity.
UAGCACAGUUUGGAAUGGAAUGGGCAGAACAUGCGUGGGCCAGAUAGCGACGUGGCACUGUGAGUGUGAUCCUGACAUAUUUCUAGGGCACAUGCCUAGACUGCUAGAGCAGUGACAUUUGUCACACAAUAUUCUUUCUUGAAUAAGACAAAGACUUUAGUAACGGCCUGGGAAUUCAGCCCUCUUUCAGCAUAUGCGUGUACGUAACAGUGUUUCGUUCCUUCCGUUUGCUUCGAUCGCUGCAAAGGUGAUGUUCACACCCUCUUGUAGCAGCACGGUGUUCAAAUAUUCAGCCCUUAGCGCGUGUGGUACCAAUCAGCAAUGCACUUCUGGAACUCGGCAGUGUCCGUAAUUCGCCAAAAGCAACAGCCGAGACAUGGAUUCCGAGGCCACGUUUUCGUCCUGUCUUCACUGACUUCCGCCCUAGUUCUGCUGGUGGUUCGCUUGACUAGCGCUCAGUUUCCCAUUGCUUGCCUCAAUGAUAACGACCUCCGUGAACAGAAAUGCUGCCCAGUUGUCACUGUGGGAAAUUCCGGCGGAGCGGAAUGUGGUGGACCAGGUCGUGGCGCUUGUAAGCGUAUCGAAAGCUCACACUGUCAUGUUGAAACACCAGAUGAUCCAGCCCAUGUUCUUGCCUAUCUGAAGAAUCCUGUGUCGGAGCCAUCGCGCUACCCAUGGCCUAACCGAGUGUUCACACAAAUCUGUGAGUGUGAGGGGAACUGGACUGGAUAUGACUGCACCGAGUGUAAGUUCGGUUACGUGAAAACUGCUGAUGAGAGUGUUUGUGUGAAACGCAAAACACCUCUGGUACGCAGAAACUACAUGGCACUGAAUGAUGAUGAGCGUGAUUAUGUCAAACAAACCAUUGCAGAUAUGAAUGAUAGAAGCAAAAGUCCAAGUCGCUAUGGUGUUCUCAUCUCAGAGGAGAAUUUUAGCAAAUCAAGCCACUUGCAAUCCAAUUUAACGGCGGAGGACUUCAAGUUUGGAAUAUCAGCCUAUGAGUUUCUGGCCUGGAUUCACUAUUACGCUGCUAAAGAUUCGGGAGGUUCUUUUGCUAAAAACCAAGGCACUGGUGUGGACUUUGCACAUGAUGGCCCUAGUUUCACAACUUGGCACCGGUAUUUUAUGCUGUUGUUCGAAUCAGAACUUCAACGAGUAUCUGGAAACGACUCAUUAGCGGCUCCCUAUUGGGAUUGGAUGGAUCGGCAGAAUCGUGAUCAUAUCUUCACUCAUGCUGACAUCUUUGACGGCAAUGAAACCUCACUCGUGGGUGUAUUCCGUGAUUUUAGGGUCAUCUGUUUCAAUGCGGGUUUUGCCGUUCCACUUUCUGAGCCCAACAUUAUUCAAAGAACACCAAAACGUGGACCAGGAAGCCUAUGCAAUGCUUCGCAGUUUGAUGUAGGAAUACCACUUGUCCGCAGAGACUAUGGACAACACGAAUAUAAAGUUGUCAAGUGGCUGCCAAGUACGCGUGAUGCUUGGGAUAUACUGUUAAACAUUACCCACUACGAUAUUCCACAUCACAAGUUAUUUCCAGGGUGUCCAUCCAGCCUUCGCGCUGCGUUGGAAGGAAGUGUUGCUGUACCUGGGAAACGCUACUGCAGUUUAGCAAACGAGAGCGUCGUCGUGGAGAUACAUAACGCCGUUCAUAUGUAUCCAGGAGGUGUGCUUGCAAGCGGAGCCAUGUCACCUAAUGAUCCCGUGUUCUACCUCCAUCACUCCAUGGUGGAUCGUAUGUUUGAACGCUUCAUAAUAAAGCUGCAGGAACUCGGCACACUACAAUAUAUCCCGGAGUCGGGUGGAGACCCAGGACACAAUGCGAAUGAUUGCAUUGUUCCCUCAUUCCCUGUCUAUCGGAACAAGGAGUUUCUGAAGCGGAGUACUGACUUUGGCUACGUAUACGACACACUACCAUUGCUGGACACUGCGCCUGAGCGACCCGCCGAGGAGUACAAUCAAUGCAAUAACCCAAAUGCAUCAACAAUAAUGCCAAGACCACCUCUUUCAUCAUCCGAAUCUCUGCCUACUUCUGUUGGAAAAUCAGCAUAUGGACGUCUGCUUGGCAUGGUUUCAGCGUUAGUGUCGCAACUUUACAAAUUGCUCUAGAUCUCGUUUUUAAAAUUGUCUCGUGGUCCGAUGUAUUGGGCUACAGUUUUGAAAUUCAAUUUAUCGCAAAUAUGACUGAGGCUUUCGUGCCAGGCUAUCGGCUACAACUCAAAAUACGCUGCUAUCUACUAUUCAUUCUCUUCUAUUCUAAACUGUAGAAAUGUUGAACCGCUUAUGGGAGCUAUGUAUACAGCGUGACGCGCGGCUCUUUUCACCUGGCCUAGUGCAUCGCUGUGUCACGACUUUGCCAAAGCUCCCAACUGAUGAUUUAACCUCUACAGGAAGA